AUGCAAAAUAUGCAGAGCUGGGGGCGCGAGGACAGGACUUGGGAACCGCUGGACUACAUCGUGUCAUUCACCGGCAUAGCAUUUAGGACUGCUAUCUCUGACCUCUGUUGUUGUUCAGGUGUGAUCUACCUGAAGAACAUGGUGACACAGCACUGGAGUGAAGGAGAUAAUGCAAACACUGAAGGGUCUACCAGUAACAUCCCAGAAGAGGACAGGCAGUUCAUUCGAGACCACAUAGUGGAGGCCAUCAUCCAAUCCCCAGAGCGCCUCAGAGUGCAACUCACAACUUGCAUUCACCACAUGAUCAAGCAUGACUACCCCGCUAGAUGGACGGCUGUUGUGGACAAGAUCGGUUUUUACCUGCAAUCUGAUAACAGUGGCUGCUGGCUGGGCAUCCUGCUGUGCCUCUACCAGCUGGUCAAGAAUUACGAGUAUAAGAAGCCUGAGGAGCGCCAGCCAUUGGUCGCUGCAAUGCAGAUCUUUAUGCCCAUGUUGAAGGACCGAUUUAUACAGCUGCUGCCGGACCCCUCCAACGACUCUGUCCUUGUGCAGAAACAGAUCUUCAAGAUCCUUUACGCUCUCGUCCAGUACAACCUCCCUCUGGAACUGAUCAAUCGCCAGAAUCUGACCGAGUGGAUGGAGAUUCUGAAGACUGUCGUGGACAGAGAUGUUCCUCCAGAGACGCUUCAGGUGGAUGAAGACGAGAGGCCUGAGCUGCCCUGGUGGAAAUGCAAGAAGUGGGCGCUUCACAUUCUCGCCCGGCUCUUCGAAAGGUAUGGCAGCCCUGGCAACACAACCAAAGAGUACACAGAGUUUGCAGAGCUUUUCCUCAAGGGUUAUGCCGUGGCUGCACAGCAGGUACUGUUGAAGGUGUUGUAUCAGUAUAGGGAAAAGCAAUACGUGGCUCCCAGAGUCUUGCAGCAGACAUUGAAUUACAUCAACCAGGGAAUUGCACACGCCGUUACCUGGAAGAACCUAAAGCCACACAUCCAAGGAAUCAUUCAGGACGUGGUGUUCCCCCUCAUGUGCUACACAGACAGCGAUGAAGAGCUCUGGCAGGAAGACCCUUACGAGUACAUCCGCAUGAAAUUUGAUGUUUUUGAAGACUUCAUCUCCCCCACCACUGCAGCUCAGACGCUUCUCUUCACUGCAUGCAACAAAAGGAAGGAGGUGCUGCAGAAGUCCAUGGGCUUCUGUUAUCAGAUACUAACAGACCCGGCCUGUGACCCCAGGAAAAAAGACGGUGCUCUUCAUAUGAUCGGCUCGCUGGCUGAGAUUCUUCUCAAGAGGAAGAUCUACAAAGACCAGAUGGAGUUCAUGUUGCAGAAUCAUGUCUUCCCUCUGUUCCGCAGUGAGCUGGGUUACAUGAGAGCCAGGGCCUGCUGGGUUCUUCAUUACUUCUGCGAGGUCAAGUUCAAGAUUGACCAGAACUUGCAGACAGCCCUCGAGCUCACCCGCCUGUGUCUGAUCAACGACAACGAGAUGCCUGUUAAAGUGGAGGCUGCCAUCGCCCUCCAGGUCCUCAUCAGCAAUCAGGAGAAAGCCAAAGAUUACAUCACCCCCCACAUCCGGCCCGUGAUGCAGGCCCUCCUCCAAAUUGUGCGUGAGACCGAGAAUGACGAUCUUACCAACGUCAUCCAGAAGAUGAUCUGCGAGUACAGUGAGGAGGUCACACCAAUCGCUGUAGAGAUGACCCAGCAUUUGGUAAUAGCCAUUUAAAUAUUCAUUUCACCCUAUAAAGCCUGACACAUGAAA
Sinocyclocheilus anshuiensis is the source of this 1755-nucleotide messenger RNA. RefSeq names its product importin-7-like. Gene Ontology annotation, cellular component: nuclear envelope; cytosol. Gene Ontology annotation, molecular function: small GTPase binding. Bases 1 to 1719 code for a protein of 572 amino acids. Gene Ontology annotation, biological process: protein import into nucleus. The transcript is spliced from 14 exons. Lineage: Eukaryota; Metazoa; Chordata; Actinopteri; Cypriniformes; Cyprinidae. The record is from RefSeq and is a predicted model, not a curated record.